Messenger RNA from Prorocentrum cordatum, 758 nucleotides. NCBI's taxonomy places the organism in Eukaryota, Dinophyceae, Prorocentrales, Prorocentraceae. The record is from the annotation of a GenBank genome assembly.
AUGGAAGGCACCUCUGGGCAGCACUACCUGCAGGCCGUGAGUGACUUGAAAGCAGUGAAAGCAUCAACGUUGGCAGCCAAGCCUUGGGAUCAGCAGAGGAUGUCCAUGCAUGACCAGCUCGAGGUCACCAAGAAGAAGCUGUCCAGCGCCCAGCAUGAAUGUGACAAGACGUGUGAGGCCAUUGUGGCAUUGGCCAGCGACUUCGAGAAGCAGAUCCAGAUCGUGGCUGACCUCACGUCCGAGGUGCAGCAGCUCGAGACCCAGCACAAGAUGGCGGUCCAGCAGGAGCUCAAGGAGCAUGCGUGCAAGGCCCCCAGUCUGGAGUCACUCAUUCCCAGCCAGUUCCCGCCAGGGCUCGCGCCGUCCGCCGAGGCGCCGACGGCCGUCGCGCAGCUCGCGGCCAAGCUGCGCGUGGAGUGGCAAGCGGCGCAGGUGGACGGCGGGCCGCCCACGCCAGCGGGCCCUGGCGCUGCCGACGGCGCUGCAGACGGCGCCGGCAUCAGCCCCGAGGAGGCCGCAGCCUACGACAAGGAGGAGAAGGCCAUGGAGGUCGAGGAGCUGAACGCCGAGCAGAAGCGCCUCGCAGGCAUCAAGCGCGCUGGCGAGGCCGUCGGCCAGGUGCUGAACCUGCACGGCCAGAACCUCCCGCAGUCCUCGCAGCAGCAGGAGAACACCGAGGCGCUCCAGAAGAGCGCCAAGGCCCUGUGCGUCGCCGCAGCCAGGGGCAAGGGCGGCGAGGGCGAUCCCGCGGACAAAGC